AUGAGAGCGCGGAAAGCGCCGACUGCUUCGCUCAUUUCAUUUCUUAUUCCCGACACCCAAAAUUUCCCCUUCCCACGGAGCCCUGCCCGAUCCCCGGGGACUCAAAGUGGCGCCGGGAGCGGCACCGGCACCGGGACCGGGAGUGACCCCGGGACUGACACCGGGAUCAACCCCGGGAGCGGCACCAGGACCGGGAGCGGCACCGGGACCGACCCCGGCACCGAGAGCAGCACCGACAUCGGGAAUGACACCGGGAUCAACCCUGGGAGCGGCACCGGGACCGGGACUGACACCGGCACUGGGAGCGACCCCGGUACCGGGGCUGACACCCGGACUGACACCGGGAUCAACCCCGGGAGCGGCACCAGGACCGGGAGCGGCACUGGGACCGACCCCGGCACCGGGAGCGACCCCCGGACUGACACCGGGAUCGACCCCGGCACCGGGAGCGACCCCCGGACUGACACCGGGACCGACCCCGGCACCGGGAGCGACCCCCGGACUGACACCGGGAUCGACCCCGGCACCGGGAGCAGCACCGACAUCAGGACUGACACCGGGAUCAACCCUGGGAGCGGCACCAGGACCGGGAGCGGCACCGGGACCGACCCCGGGACUGACACCGGGAUCAACCCCGGCACCGGGAGCGACCCCGGGACUGACACCGGGACCGACCCCAGCACCGGGACCGACCCCGGGACUGACACCGGGAUCAACCCCAGCACCGGGAGCAGCACCGACAUCAGGAAUGACACCGGGACCGACCCCAGCACCGGGAGCGACCCCGGGACUGACACCGGGACCGACCCCGGGAGCGGCACCAGGACCGGGAGCAGUACCGGGACCGACCCCGGGACUGACACCGGGAUCGACGCUGGGAGCGGUGCCGGGACUGAUACCAGGACCAGGAGCAGCACCGACACUGGGACCGGGACCAGGAGCAGCACCGGGACCGGCACCGGGACCGGGAGCUACACCGGGAGUGACACCGGGAGCGACACUGGCACCGACACCGAUCCCGGGACUGACGCCAGGAGCGGCGCCGGGACCGACACCAGCACCAACACCGGGACCGGCACCGACACCAGGACUGACACCGGGAGCAGCGCCGGGACCGACGCCGGGAGCUACACCGGGACCGGCACCGACACCGACACCGGGACCGACACUGGCACCGGCGCCGGCUCCGGGGCCGGGACCGACACCGGCACCGGGAGCGGCACCGACACCGGCACCGGCUCUGGGACCGGGACCGGCGCCAGGAGCGGCACCGACACCGGCACCGGCUCUGGGACCGGGACCGGCGCCAGGAGCGGCACCGGGAGCGGCACCGACACUGGCACCGGCUCUGGGACCGGGACUGGUGCCGGGAGCGGCACCGGGAGAGGCACCGACACUGGCACCGGCUCUGGGACCGGGACCGGCGCCGGGAGCGGCACCGGGAGCGGCACCGGGCGGACCCGCAGCGCCCCCUCCUCCCCUCGGGACACGAACGGGAAGAAGCUUCCCGCGGGAUCCCCCAGGGCGAUCCCGGCCAGCGGCUCCCUCCGCUCCGCGUCGUAG
Messenger RNA from Vidua macroura (Pin-tailed whydah), 1563 nucleotides. Its product is annotated as putative per-hexamer repeat protein 5. The coding region runs from base 1 to 1563 and encodes 520 amino acids. NCBI's taxonomy places the organism in Eukaryota, Metazoa, Chordata, Aves, Passeriformes, Viduidae. The record is from RefSeq and is a predicted model, not a curated record. The transcript is spliced from 2 exons.